Messenger RNA from Paramisgurnus dabryanus, 1990 nucleotides. It is a transcript of the gene pacsin1b, whose product is annotated as protein kinase C and casein kinase substrate in neurons 1b. NCBI's taxonomy places the organism in Eukaryota, Metazoa, Chordata, Actinopteri, Cypriniformes, Cobitidae. Gene Ontology annotation, cellular component: plasma membrane; endosome; cytoplasm. The record is from RefSeq and is a predicted model, not a curated record. Gene Ontology annotation, molecular function: phospholipid binding; protein binding. Gene Ontology annotation, biological process: positive regulation of dendrite development; regulation of endocytosis; plasma membrane tubulation.
UUACUCAACUCAACCAGAUAGUUACCUAGUAAGAAACGGUGUGAAAUAGACCAGAAGUGUGGUGUAGAGAGGUUAAGAGGAGCUGUGAUUGGUUUGGUGGGGAUCUUACGUGCCCGGGGUCUGAAUGCAGUCUGUAUCGCGGCCCAUCGCAGGGGAUCGGUUCAUGGUGAAUUUCAUUUGUUCUUCAAAUCUGCACAACUGAAUCUCACAUCAUGUCGGGAGCCUACGAUGAGGCGGCUAUGUCCGAUGAGACUACAGACAGUUUCUGGGAGGUUGGGAACUACAAGCGAACAGUGAAGCGGAUCGAAGAUGGUCAUCGUCUCUGUAACGACAUGAUGAAUUGCAUACAGGAGCGUGCCAAAAUAGAAAAGUCUUAUGCACAGCAGCUCACCGACUGGUCGAAGAGAUGGAGACAGCUUGUGGAGAGAGGACCACAGUAUGGUACUCUGGAGAGAGCCUGGCUCGCCAUGAUGACCGAGGCUGAGAAAGUCAGCGAGUUGCAUCAGGAGGUUAAAAAUAAUCUGCUGAACGAGGACUUGGAGAAGGUGAAGAAUUGGCAGAAAGAUUCCUACCACAAACAAAUGAUGGGCAGCUUUAAAGAGACCAAAGAGGCUGAAGAAGGCUUCAGAAAAGCCCAGAAGCCCUGGGCCAAAAAACUCAAAGAGUUGGAAACAGCGAAGAAAACGUACCACAUGGCCUGCAAGGAAGAGAAAAUAGCAUCAACAAGAGAGGCCAAUAGCAAAGCAGAAGCAUCUGUGACAUCAGACCAGCAAAAGAAACUUCAGGAGAAACUGGACAAGUGUAAAAAUGACGUUCAGAAGGCCAAAGAGAAAUAUGAUAAGAGUCUGGAGGAGCUCGGCAAGUGCACACCGCCGUACAUUGAGAACAUGGAGGCCGUGUUUGAACCCUGUCAGCAAUUUGAGGAGAAGAGGUUAAACUUCCUCCGUGAGGUUCUUCUUGAUAUCAAACGACAUCUUAACCUCACUGAGAACCAAAGCUAUGCCACAGUUUACCGGGACCUGGAGCGAACCAUCACGUCAGCCAGUGCUCAAGAAGAUCUAAAGUGGUUUAGUAAUAACCAUGGGCCUGGCAUGCACAUGAACUGGCCACAGUUUGAGGAAUUCAAUCCAGAUCUGAGUCAUUCCAUAAAUAAGAAAGAAAAGGUUAAAAAGAACCAUGAUGGAGUGACUUUAACUCAAAUGUCAAUGGGCGGAGAUCAAGGCACACCGAAAACCGGAGACCGCGGCAGCGUGAGCAGCUAUGAGAAGAACCAGCAGUAUUCUGCCGAGUGGUCCGACGAUGAGCCACCUGCCGCCCAACCUGUAGACGAAACCAACGGAGGUGAAAAUCCAUUCGAUGAGGACAGCAAAGGAGUACGAGUCAGGGCGCUGUACGACUAUACGGGGCAAGAGCAAGAUGAGCUGACCUUUAAAGCAGGAGAUGAACUCAUCAAGCUAGAAGAUGAAGAUGAGCAGGGUUGGUGUAAAGGUCGACUGGUUAACGGUCAGCUAGGCUUGUACCCUGCUAAUUACGUGGAGCCCAUUUAAUAGUUUUGUGUGCUGAGCAACCUUUCCACAUCCUUAAAGACUUGAACUCGAGAGUACAGAGCAACCAUCUCAAUGCCUGACUUACUGAAGAUGCAUUUCCUCCUUAAUACAGUAACAAAACAUCUACAGUCUCCAAAACACAAAUCAUCAUUUCCUUCGUACCCCAGCAAGAGCAGGCAGUGGUUUUGUUCAUCUAAGUGGCCAUGUUCGGUAUGAAUUAUUGUGCUACUAACAUGUGUACAUGUACGGUCCGUAAUAAUAUUGUAAGUCCAUGAAGGCUUGCAUAGCAAAAUUCAGCUAUGCAAUGUGAAACUUCACUUAAAAAAGACUUUGGUGUUAUAAGGUUCAGUGUUCAAACUAGUGACCCUGUCGUAUUACAGUCCAUUUUGAUUUGAAGGGAUGGAAAAACACGGCUUGCUGACAUCAUCCAAAAAAAAAGGAAA